This is a messenger RNA of Asparagus officinalis (garden asparagus), 2604 nucleotides long. RefSeq names its product transketolase, chloroplastic-like. The record is from RefSeq and is a predicted model, not a curated record. Bases 397 to 2298 code for a protein of 633 amino acids. Gene Ontology annotation, biological process: pentose-phosphate shunt. Gene Ontology annotation, cellular component: cytosol. Gene Ontology annotation, molecular function: transketolase activity. Lineage: Eukaryota; Viridiplantae; Streptophyta; Magnoliopsida; Asparagales; Asparagaceae. The transcript has 7 exons.
AAAACAAACGUUCGCUCAAAAUCCUCUCAAAAACUCCCUCUCACCUCUUCAGUUCUCAUAUCUCCUCUCACCAACCAAAAAAGCUCAAAGAGGAGAAAAAUGGCAGCCUCCUCUUCAAUCACCGCAGCCCAAGCUCUCCUCAACCGGUCCCUAACCGGCCCAUCUACGGCCCACUCAGACAGGCCAAUAACCCUCUCCCUGGGCUUCCGAGAACUCUGAUUUGGGCGCUGCGGGGCCACAGAAGGGGGGCGGAGGGAUCGCUGCCGGUGAGGGCGGGCGGCGUGGAGGCGGUGGAGGCCGGGGCACGGAGGCGUGGUUGAGAAGUCGAUCAAUAAUUAGGUUUCUUGAGCGAUCGACGCGGUCGAGAAGGCGAAUUCGGGCCAUCCUGGGCUCCCAAUGGGAUGCGCGCCAAUGGGGCAUAUUUUGUAUGAUGAGAUUAUGAGGUACAACCCGAAGAAUCCGUACUGGUUUAAUAGGGAUAGGUUUGUGCUCUCUGCUGGCCAUGGAUGCAUGCUUCAGUAUGCUCUCCUGCAUCUCGCUGGAUAUGACAGUGUGAAGGAAGAAGACUUGAAGCAAUUCAGACAAUGGGGAAGCAGAACACCCGGUCACCCUGAGAAUUUUGAAACACCCGGUGUUGAAGUCACUACUGGUCCUCUUGGUCAGGGUAUUGCAAAUGCCGUUGGUUUGGCGCUUGCUGAGAAGCACUUGGCUGCUCGCUUCAACAAGCCUGAUAAUGAGAUUGUCGACCAUUACACAUAUUGCAUUCUUGGAGAUGGCUGCAAUAUGGAGGGCAUCUCAAAUGAAGCUUCCUCUCUUGCUGGCCACUGGGGUCUCGGGAAACUAAUUGCUUUUUAUGAUGACAAUCAUAUUUCCAUUGAUGGAGACACCGAGAUUGCAUUCACCGAAGAUGUUAGUGCUCGGUUUGAGGCUCUUGGUUGGCACACUAUUUGGGUGAAGAAUGGUAACACUGGUUAUGAUGAGAUCCGUGCUGCUAUUAAAGAGGCAAAGGCUGUUACCGACAAACCCACAAUGAUUAAGGUAACCACCACCAUUGGUUAUGGAUCACCAAACAAGGCAAACUCAUACAGUGUGCAUGGUAGUGCACUUGGUGCCAAGGAAGUUGACGCUACUCGUCAGAACCUUGGAUGGCCUUACGAGCCAUUCCAUGUGCCAGAGGAUGUUAAGAGUCACUGGAGUCGCCAUGUUGCUGAUGGUGCUUCUCUUGAAGCAGAAUGGAAUGCCAAAUUUGCCGAGUAUGAGAAGAAAUACCCGGAGGAAGCAGCGGAAUUGAAGUCGAUCACAACCGGAGAGUUGCCUUCUGGAUGGGAAAAGGCUCUUCCUACAUAUACUCCUCAAAGUCCCGCAGACGCUACGAGAAACCUCUCACAGCAGAACUUGAAUGCACUUGCCAAAGUACUCCCAGGAUUCCUUGGAGGCAGUGCUGAUCUCGCCUCCUCUAACAUGACACUAAUGAAAAUGUUCGGAGACUUCCAGAAAGCAACCCCUGAGGAGAGGAACCUACGGUUUGGUGUCAGAGAACAUGGGAUGGGAGCAAUUUGUAAUGGCAUUGCCCUCCACAGCCCUGGCCUUAUCCCCUACUGUGCUACCUUCUUUGUCUUCACAGACUACAUGAGAGCUGCAAUGAGAAUAUCAGCUUUGUGUGAGGCUCGCGUUAUCUACGUGAUGACUCAUGAUUCCAUCGGUCUCGGAGAAGAUGGGCCCACCCAUCAGCCUAUCGAGCAUUUGGUGAGCUUUAGAGCCAUGCCUAAUAUAUUGAUGUUUAGGCCAGCUGAUGGCAAUGAGACAGCUGGUGUCUAUAGGAUAGCUGUUCUCAGGAAUAAGACACCCUCGGUUCUUGCGCUCUCGAGGCAGAAGCUUCCUCAGCUUCCAGGGACUUCCAUUGAAGGAGUGGAGAAAGGAGGAUAUAUUAUUUCUGACAACUCCUCUGGAAACAAACCAGAUGUCAUUCUCAUGGGCACCGGCUCAGAAUUGGAGAUUGCUGCCAAGGCUGGGGAUGAACUGAGGAAAGAGGGGAAGACUGUCAGAGUUGUAUCUUUUGUUUCGUGGGAGUUGUUCAAUGAGCAGUCUGAUGAGUACAGGGAGAGUGUCCUUCCGGAAGCUGUUACCGCUAGGGUUAGCAUUGAGGCAGGGUCCACACUUGGCUGGGAGAAGUACAUCGGGAGCAAGGGGAAGGCGAUUGGUAUUGACCGGUUUGGGGCCAGUGCUCCUGCGGGAAUAAUAUACAAAGAGUUUGGUUUAACAGCGGAGAAUGUUGUUGCAGCGGCCAAAUCUCUAUAAAUUGUUCUUUUAGAUGCCAAAUGUUAGAAGGCCCUUUUACGGUUCUGAGGAUGAAGUGGGAGAACUGAGGCUGGGUUUAAAAGAUUACUAGUGUGGCCUCUUUUGGAUAAAAUGAACUCUGAGUUCUUCCCUCUGGUCAUUUGUUUAUGUUGAGCAUUUUGUAGUCUGUCAAUGGAUACUUGAUUCUGCAGCAUCAAACUGUACUUUGUGUAUGUGGUUAUUUUUGAAUGCUUAAAUGGAGACUAAUUGGGAUGAUUCUAUGGAAAUGAGCCAUAUUAUUGUUCCGUCUCUCUUACUUUUGUUGUC